AUGGCCAUGUUACCGAAAAACCUUCCCAGACCAGAGGAGUGGUAUGUAUUCAUGUGAAGCCGUUUUCUAAUUUGACAGAUUAGGUCUACACCCUACCACUGUAAAAUUGAGUUUCCAGGUCUUUUACCCGAGUCGGUAGAUCACUUGUAAAUAUGUUGAAUGAUACAUGAUAAUGAUAAUAACAUGGUAUUUAGUGAUUAGUGUGUUAACAAAUGCAAUAUAACAAUUAAUUCAUGAUGUUUUCCCUGUUUCUAACAAUAGUCAAGGAGCACGGGCUCUAUGGUAUGACCGGAAAAAAUACCUCAUCAUUAAUUUCAUGGUGCAAAACCCCAAGGAUGUUGAGGUUGAUAUUCAGGAUACCUUUAUAGUUUUAAGGUGAGUUUGAUUAAUUUGCAACCCUGAAGUGUGCGUGAUCUAGCAAAUUGUUAGUCUAAAUAAAUAGUAUCUAAGUAGCCUACGUUUAAUAACAUUGUUUGUCUCUGGAUUUGUGUCCAUGACAGUUGUAAAGACGUUGAUGACAACAGCAUCUACAAUCACAUUUACUUCUAUGACAAAGUCAUUAAAUUCGUAAGUAUUCACAUUUCUCUAUCAUAUCAAAGUUAAUUUGCUUCUCACAAUUAACACUGGUAACAGUUGUAAAGAUGUAUAAAUAUGCAGCAUGCUUCAAUGUUCAGCACGGUAAUGUAUAAAUAAAAUGGAUACAAGUUACAGAGCAUUAUGGAUACUGUAGUAAAUAAUGCUACAAGUAAGCUUUGUCUAUUUAUCUAACAGGACUCCCAAGUGAAAGUCUAUGACCGCAGUAUCCACAUCUUGAUUAGGAAGGCUAAAGAAAAUGUAGCAUGGCCUCGUCUUCAGAAAGAUGCCGAUCUCAAGGUACUGGAACAUUUGAUCUUCUGCUUAGAAUAGUGAAGAGCAUUGUAAGGUUAGACUAAUGCUUCAUGUGUUAAAGGUAGACUCAGCAAUAGGACAUUACAUUUACAUUUUUACAUUUUAGUCAUUUAGCAGACGCUCUUAUCCAGAGCGACUUACAGGAGCAAUUAGGGUUAAGUGCCUUGCUCAAGGGCACAUCGACAGAUUUUUCACCUAGUCGGCUCGGGGAUUAGAACCAGCGACCUUUCGGUUACUGGCACAACGCUCUUACCCACUAAGCUACCUGCCGCACAUCAUCAUGAACAGUGGGGCGACAAAGACUGUUUGUGCCCUCCCUUGGGGCAUGCUCAGACUGGAAAGAGCCAAUAGUCUUGGCUGAUUCAAAUGUUGCUAUUGUUGACUUCUGAAAGCAGAAAGUCACAAUGCUACACUAUGAUAGUCAAAUUACAGAAUCUACCUUCUAUCUGACAGAAUGUAUAUCAACAUGUUCUCUCUCCCAUCAUUAUUCUGUCCUGUGUAGCCAAAUUGGAUGGCUGUAGACUUUGAUAACUGGAGAGACUGGGCGAACGAAGAGGAUGAGGGAAUGGCGGAGUACGAGCAAUAUUUUGACGUAAGUGUAACUCUGCCAAAUGGGUUACUCUAUGUCUAUGUUUGAAAGUGUGACUUAAAUUCAUGGUUUUCCAUUUUAGAUGGUUCAGGAUAUGGGGAACAAGAAAGGAGGGCCACCUGCGAUGGAUGAUCUUGAUGAUCUG
Coregonus sp. 'balchen' is the source of this 1622-nucleotide messenger RNA. The record is from the annotation of a GenBank genome assembly. NCBI's taxonomy places the organism in Eukaryota, Metazoa, Chordata, Actinopteri, Salmoniformes, Salmonidae.